Molecule: messenger RNA, 585 nt
Organism: Aspergillus uvarum CBS 121591
Lineage: Eukaryota; Fungi; Ascomycota; Eurotiomycetes; Eurotiales; Aspergillaceae
Product: ankyrin repeat domain-containing protein
Exons: 2
Coding region: 1-585 (194 amino acids)
Biological process (GO): innate immune response
Cellular component (GO): cytoplasm
Molecular function (GO): protein binding
Source: RefSeq, a predicted model, not a curated record
AUGGGCAUCGCGGAGCUCUCGGUUGAGCUGAUCGAGAUCAUCGGGGACCUGCUUGAAUAUGACCGCGAGAUCAACGCACUCGCCUGUACCAACAAGCAUUUACACAAAGUCCGGAACCCCUGGCUCUACGGAUACAAUACCAUGAGUCUCAUGGCGAUUGCGGCGAAACGCGGCCAUGAGCCGCUGGCCCGCAUGCUCCUGGACUACCUGCCGCGGAAGGGCGAUGUCGAUUUCCCGGCCGACGGGUUGCGCAGGACGCCGCUGAUCGGCGUCGCGGAGAUGGGCCGUCUCCCCGUGGUCCGCUGCCUGGUCGAUGCGGGCGCGAACCUCGAGACUCGCGACAACGACGACCAAACCCCCUUGGCGCAUGCGGCGAGAACCGGUCAUCACGAGGUGGUGGAGUUCCUUUUGAGUCGGGGUGCUGAUCCCAACGCCGGAUCUUACAGUGGAACCGCGCCGCCCAUCUCCGAAGCUGCUCACCAUGGCUAUCUCGAAUGCGUGCGGUGUCUCAUCAAUGCGGACGGCGUGAUGGAUAGCCUGCCGAGUCUGAACGAGACCAUUACACCCUCUUGUGUGCGCCGCUAG